CGGCGGUUGCAUCAUCAGGGCGGACGGAGUUGUCCAGAUGAUGACAUCGCCAAGUACUGUAUGGAUGGAAGCUACGCCUCGUUAAGGUACAACAAGACACCCACCAGACACCCUUUGUAAUGUCACUUUCUCAGCCGCUGUUCUUGUGAACGAGACAGGGAAUCAUCAACCCCCCAAGAUCAACGUUCGUCCAUCAAAACAAUACGCUUUCUCAAGAUGGUUUCACUCGUUGCCCGCCUUUGUCGGUUCUACCUAGUAUGGAUCCGCCGCGCCCAGACACAAUUCUUAACCGCACGCAACAUGCGAGAGCACAUCCAAGCCCAGUAUAUCCGCCCACAGAGCUUCUCACCUCCCAAGAACCUCGGCCCCGACAUCAGCAUUGAGCGUGUUGAUGUACACGACUGGCCUCUGUACCGCAUUCCAUCGUCGCCAUUCUCACCGAAAGUGGGAGAUCAGCCCAACCGCCCUGCGAUGUUGUACUGCCACGGCGGCGCCUGGGUCAAUGAAAUCGUGACUCAGCAUUAUAACCUUGUGGCGCAGAUCGCUAGGGACACCGGGCUUGACGUGCUCGUCCCAAUCUACCCUCUUAUCCCUCGACCCGCGGCCACUGCCGUGCAAGUCAUCACGGGGCUGCACGAGAUCAUGAACCGAGUCAAGCAGCCCAUCGUGAGCAUCGGUGGUGACUCGGCGGGAGGCAAUCUGGCAAUGUUGCUCGCGCAGCAUCUCGUUCGCGAGAAAUCGGAUCUCAUAUCAAGAGUCAGGUCCCUAGUUCUGAUCUCGCCUGCGUUGGAUUGUACCCUGAGCCACCCUGAGACCAAAAGACUCGGAGUCAACGACCCAUGGCUCAGCCAUGGCGGUUUGCACGUGGUCACGGAUAUGUGGAGUGGAGGUUUGGAACGUUCGGACCCCAGGGUCAGUCCGAUCUUUGGCGAUAUCGCAGACUUACCUCCACUCUUACUGCUGUCGGGAACACACGACUUGCUCUGCGCCGAUGCAAGGCGUCUCAGUGCUCGGUUCCGCAAUGAUAGUACAUCUACCCAUACGGAUGACUGGGUAGCCGGGAGUGUUGAGCUGGACAAAUUCAAGUAUGUGGAGGUAGAGGAGAUGAUUCACGUAUGGCCGCUUAUACCGUCACCGGAGGGCGCAGAAGGGCGAAAGACAAUAGUAGGAUUCAUAAGGAAGUAUUUGUAAGUAGGUUGUAGUGGAAAAUCAAGUAUAUACCAUUUAUUAGUUAAGGUGACAGUAAAUCUAGUGCUGCAGUACUCCCCCAUGACGGCUACAGUCCAGAGG
Molecule: messenger RNA, 1290 nt
Organism: Fusarium verticillioides 7600
Lineage: Eukaryota; Fungi; Ascomycota; Sordariomycetes; Hypocreales; Nectriaceae
Exons: 1
Coding region: 217-1191 (324 amino acids)
Molecular function (GO): hydrolase activity
Source: RefSeq, a predicted model, not a curated record